CGACGACGACGACGACGACGACGACGGCAGAGCCGGUGUUCACUCAUUUUCCCGAUCGUGUCCGGGGAGCUCCACAACCGUUCUCGGCCUCCCGUGAUCGGGUUUUUUUUUCUCUUCUUUUUUUUCUUUCUAGUCGUUGUUGCGACUAUAUUCACAGGACGUCAAAGCGAUGGGUUGGGGUAUUCUAGAACCUAGGAGCGGGGGACUGCCUCUGGGAACUGUCAGGCUCGGAGAGGAUGACAAGGACAAUGACUUUAGCGAAGGGCAGCAGGGGCUCAAGAAGAGCGGCAACAUCGUGCUGCAGCCGCAGCCGUCGGACGACCCCAACGACCCGCUCAACUGGUCCAAGAGCAUGAAGUAUCUGCACUUCUUCGUCAUUGCCUUCGGCGCCGCCGCCACCAACGGCCUGGCCACCAUGGUGACGCCCGGCAUCGUGCCCAUGGUGGAGAAGUUCAAGACGACCGAGGCCGACAUCUCGUCCUGGAUCCUGACGGCCCCGACCUUUUGGACCUCGCUCGCCGGCUUCUUCGUCGUGGCCGGUGCGGACGUGUGGGGCCGCCGUCCCUUUUACCUGGGCGGCAUCGCCCUCCUGGCAGUCUUCAACUACAUGGGCUACCUGGCCCAGGACUUCAUCUCCUUCACCGCCGCGCGCACGCUCGCCGGCUUCGCGGGCGCCCCGCUCUUCCAGCUCAUGACGGCUACGCUCGCCGACAUCUUCUACGUGCACGAGCGCGGCACCCUCAUCGCGCUCUCGACCCUAGCCCUCAACGCGGGCGGGCAGAUCGCGCAGAUCAUCUCGGGCUUCGUCAUCGACGCCAUGGGCGUGUCGGCCUCGUUCGGCUUCGUCGCCAUCGUCUUCUCCGUCCUGUUCCCCGCCGCCUACUUUGCGCUGCUCGAGUCGGCCUACUUCACCCCGCGCAUCUCGUCCGGCUUCAAGAGCGCCAAGGCCGCCGCCGCCGGCUUCGACCUCGAGGAGGACGCGUACCCGGCCUCCAAGGAAGGCCUCGAGCUGCCCGCCAAGCGCACGUACGGGCAGAACCUGGCCGUGGCGCGCGGGCGCAUCAGCGACAUGGGCUUCUGGCGCGGCGUCAGCAAGCCGCUCGGCAUGAUCACGUCGCCCAUCAUCGCCUACAGCGCGCUGCUGUCGACGCAGCUGCUCUUCCUGCUGGCCGGCGUGCCGACCCUCAUCUCCAUCGUACUCGGCGCCGAACCCUACUCGCUCUCCCCCUCGGCCAUCGGCCUCACCAACCUGCCCCUCUUCGCCGUCGCGCUCGUGGGCGGGCCCGCCAUGGGAUACGUGUCGGACGCGCUGACGCGCUACAUGGCCCGCACCAACGGCGGCCUGGCCGAGCCCGAGUUCCGCCUCAUCUCGCUCGCCUUCACCGUGCCCGUCACGGCCGUCGGGCUCAUCGGCCUCGCCCAGGCCGUGACCGAGGCCCAGCCGCUCCCGUGGCUGCUCGUGUGGAACUCCAUCACCAACCUCGGCACCGUCGGCACCACGCAGAUCUCCAUCACGUACGUCGUCGACUGCUACCCCAAGCAGUCAGCCCAGGCCUUCAUCACCGUCAACGGCAUCGCCGCCCUCGUGUCUUUUGUCGGCACCGGCCCCGUCGUCGAGGCCCUCGGAACCCUCGGCGCCAAGCCCGUGCUCGGCGCCCUGGCCGGCGCCACCAUCGGCAUGGCCGUGCUCGCCAUCCCCAUGUACAUCUGGGGCAAGAGGAUGAGGAGCUGGUACAGCAGGGCCGCCUGGGCCCAAAAGUUCCUCACCAUCUAGAGGGGUGGGGUGUUGUGGAUUAAUGACGAACAUCAUGACGGACUUUUCUUUUUUCCCUUUCUGGACGGAAGGCCGGAGCGCCGCACGGAGGACUUGCUGCCACUGCUGCCCACUACCACCACCACCGCUCCUGUAUUGACUGACCCCUUACUGUCGCUACUAUUGCUACUCCUGCUACUACUGCUCCCACCACCCACAAAGACGAUGAGGCGAUGGCGGCCGGCCUAGAAGACCUUCCCGGGACGGUGCCCCCCCUCCGCGUGUAUUAUAUCCCUCAGAAGCAACAAGAAAAAAAGGAAACAUAACAAAUUUUUUUAUCUGGUCCGGAAAAUCGAGAGCCAGCGGAGGAGCACUAAAAGCCUCGCUACUUCAUGUCUGAUAGUACCCCCUUUCCAUUGCGCUCUCUCCCCUCGACUCUUGCACGCCAAUCAAGAUUUUUCGUCCAGACAAAAAAAAGGAACCAUGAACCUCGA
This is a messenger RNA of Gaeumannomyces tritici R3-111a-1, 2247 nucleotides long. RefSeq lists its product as hypothetical. The transcript has 2 exons. Gene Ontology annotation, biological process: transmembrane transport. NCBI's taxonomy places the organism in Eukaryota, Fungi, Ascomycota, Sordariomycetes, Magnaporthales, Magnaporthaceae. Gene Ontology annotation, cellular component: membrane. The coding region runs from base 170 to 1774 and encodes 534 amino acids. Gene Ontology annotation, molecular function: transmembrane transporter activity. The record is from RefSeq and is a predicted model, not a curated record.